AAAAAAAAAAACCCAUAAUCUGACACGGCAUGAGUUGUCAUUUAAAUUAUAUGAUUUUGCGAAGUUUUAAAGUAUAACACUUUUUUAAAUUAUCACUUAUACAUUUUUAUCUCUUUUAGGUUUUUAUUCAAUAUAAAAUGGGCCGCAUGUCCGGUAUCAAAUGGGAGAAAACAACACAAUGUAGACCAGUUCAUAACAUUAUUUCAUCAGAUUUCCCUAAGUAUAAUCCACAGCCUUGGAAAUUUAUGGAAGGCCCAUCAAGAAUACAGUGGCUGCUGUCGUAUGAGUAUCAACGUAUGUGGUUCGAAGAAAGAGAAGCUUGGAAAAAGCGAAUGUACCCCGAAAACACAACCGUUAACGUUGAUAUUGUAAAAAAAUAUGUACUUACAUUUAAAUCUAAUCACCAACCGCCAAAACCGGAGAAGAAAAAACCUUUUAAGAUGAAAAAAUUUGAAGGCGUCGGCAGUCGCACAAGCAAUAAGCGUCAACCAAAUGAUAAAGCUAUGAAUUUCAUUAAAAAGAAGGAGAAUAGUUAGAUAAAGGUCUUUUAAAAGAACAUCCUUAUAUUGAUCUUUAUAUGUCGUAUAAAUUUAAUUAGAGGCUAUCGUUAAGGCGAG
Molecule: messenger RNA, 617 nt
Organism: Zerene cesonia (dogface butterfly)
Lineage: Eukaryota; Metazoa; Arthropoda; Insecta; Lepidoptera; Pieridae
Exons: 3
Coding region: 138-536 (132 amino acids)
Source: RefSeq, a predicted model, not a curated record